AUGCUGCGCGUGGCGCCCCUGGACCAGGGCGCGACGGGAGUGGAGGCGCGGUCCAGCCAGGCGGUGCCGCCGAGGGAGGAGGCCGUCCGUGCUCUGCAGGAGGGGGGCUUCCCCCUCGGGCUCCUGGACCAGAUUGAUCUGCAGGUGCAGGAGGCUCGCGCGAACGGAGAAGACGCGCUUGCAACGACUUUGAAGAAGUGCAUGAUUCAGAUGCAUCCCGAUCGAAACCCCGGCCGAGAAGAGGUGGUGCCAAUAUUCAAGUAUCUCCGCCGCCUUCGCGUGGAGCAGAAUCUGUUCAAGAGAGGAAGGAUGGAGGAGUCCAGCAAGAAGUCGGUGUUGUCGAAGCUGAGAAAGAAGCAGAGACGGGUUUCUGCAGAGCCGUGA
Messenger RNA from Prorocentrum cordatum, 384 nucleotides. NCBI's taxonomy places the organism in Eukaryota, Dinophyceae, Prorocentrales, Prorocentraceae. The record is from the annotation of a GenBank genome assembly.